UGGCUCAAUUGGGCCGACCAAACAAGCCCACGGCUCUUUCUUCUCGCGAACGACUGACCACACAAGCCUAACACCACCGCCGCCGCUCCCUGCUCCAUUCCCCUUACCAAACCCUCGCUCCACCAGACGACCUGUGCGGCCUGCCGGCGACAACGCUCGAGCAGCCGAGCCGCAAUGCCCCCAGGAGGAGGAGGAAGAGGAGGAGGAGGAGGAGAAGAAGGAGGAGGAGGAACGGGCGAACAAAGAUUCCGAGAGCAGGACCACCCACCGGCGACUGGCCACGAGUGCCGCGACGAGGAGGCCCCAUCCCGUUCGCCGCCGACGCCGUUGCUGCCUUACCUCGCUGUCACUCCGGUCGCCUCUCAGAACAAGAAGAUAAAACGGGAGGCCCAGGAUGAGCAGCAGGGGGAGGAGGAAACCCCGGCGAGCUUCCCGGAGGACGUUCUCGUUGAGAUCCUUUCGCGGGUGCCCUACACCUCGCUCUUCCACUUCAAGUGCGUGUCCAAACAAUGGCUCGCCCUCUGCUCCGACCCCGGAGUCCGCAAGAGGUCGCCGCAGACCUUGUCUGGUUUCUUCUUCUUCAAUCUCGGUUGGCGUUUCCAGAAUUUGUCCGGGAAAGAUCCUCCCAUUGUCGACCCCAAUCUCCGUUUCUUACGCGGCAGCUAUAAGUAUUUCAGCAUCCAACAGUGCAGCACCAGCCUUCUCCUUUGCAAAUGCUGGACAUCCCGCCGUCCUAGGCAAUACGGUUGGAAUUUUGUCCCGAAUCCAGGGCCGGGGCAAUGUUUUAAAUGGCCUGAGGCUAAGGAAUUCGAUUAUGUUGUCUGCAAUCCUGCUACUCAUCAAUGGACUGUGUUGCCUCCUAUAGAAUUGCCUGACGACCUUUCGCGUUUCAGCCUAGGCAAAUACUUCUUGAGCUUUGACCCGGCCACCCCGUCCCGCUUUGUGGUGUUUGUGCCCCUGACACAUAUUAUGAAUAUGGCCUGUCCGCGGCCAUGAUCUACUCAUCGGAAACUGGAGGGUGGACUUCAAUGCAGAGUCAGCACAAUGAUAGCAGUGCAUAUUGGGUUAGUGAUUCAGAAAGCACCUUCCUAAAUGGCAUUAUGCAUUUCCCUACUCGAUCUUCGUCAAUAGUCACAGUGGACAUGAAAAGGAAUGCUUGUGUCAGGUGGUAGGUGCGACAUAUGCCAACGAGUGGCUUAUCAUUGUGGGAGC
Molecule: messenger RNA, 1212 nt
Organism: Aegilops tauschii subsp. strangulata
Lineage: Eukaryota; Viridiplantae; Streptophyta; Magnoliopsida; Poales; Poaceae
Source: RefSeq, a predicted model, not a curated record